GGGAAUUUGAAAAUUUCAUUGAUUUUGUUCCGGGUGGUCUUCUGCCCUACAAACCGCAUACCUUGCCCAGCUUGCCUUACCUAACAGGUGCUAAACUGUACCGAGCUUCCAGUGCUUGUUCCUGAAGGUCACCUGGCAGAACCCACUCCGUGACGUCGUUGUUUGUUCCCCCCUCCGAAGCCCCAAAGCAAAGCAAAGCCUGGUGCCCGCCGCGUCACUGCAAAAAAAGUAGCUCUGGGUGGCUCUUGUCAAUAGCUCAGCAGCUCCCCAGAGCAUCAUCAUCAUCAUCGUUCCACCCUGUUCCGCUGGCCCUCGUCACCUCAUUCACACCUUACAUACAACAAACCUGCCGCAGUUCUUCCAUUUGACUCCUUUUCCUCACCUACACUGCUACGCCACCAACCUGCGCAUCUUCACCUGCACCUAGCAUCCUUAGCUAACAUCCCUCGAUUCUUGCACCGCCUAUUUCGCGCCAUUCGAGACUUCUCCCUCCGAAUCCAACACAACCGCAAAAAUGGUGUCGCGAAUGCUCAACCUCAUCCUGCGGGGGACGCAGUUCUUGUUCAUCCUCAUCAUCAUGUCUCUCAUUGGCAAUGUGAUCGCAAUGGCCUUCGCCGGCAACCCCUCCCUGGUCAACUACGACAUGUUCGUGGCCGCCUUCGCCAUGCUUUCGCUUUUCUACCUGAUCCCAGCCGCCUGGAGCGACUCUUUUAUGGGACAUGCUCUCCUUCCCCUCCUUCUCGACGCUUUGAACUGCAUUUUCCUGUUCUGUGCUGCCGUCGCCACCGCUGCCGAACUCGGAGUUCAUUCUUGCAGUAACGACUCAUACACAUCGAGCAACCAUCUUACCAACGGCGCCAACGACCGUGCUGGCCGAUGCCGGGAACUUCAAGCCGCAACCGCUUUCUUGUGGUUUGCCUGGGCCGCUUGGAUGGCUUCCUUGGUCUUCUCGCUUCUAGAUUCCCGCAGCAGCGGUGUCAACCUCAGAGGUUUCCGCGGAGGAAGAGGUGGGCCUGCCAUGUCUCAGGUGUAAUAUUAGUGAGCAGAGAGAAGCUGGAAAAAAGGGUAAACACACACUUUUCUUCUGAGGACCAUCUGCGUCACGUAUGCUCCUAGACAAACACCAUAGCAAAAGCAACGGCUGACGAUAUCUCAGUAUGAUCCUCUUGCGAUAACAAACACACCCGCCAUUCGAAACGAACUGGAUUCCAAACCAAGAAUUGGACAUCAAAAUACCCGGCGCCUCGGACUGCUUUCACUCUCGGUCCUGCUGCACUAGCCGGUAUUCUGAGAUUUGGGCUUAUGCUAUCUUGGUCAUGGAGUUAACUCGCACAAAAAACAAUAAUAUUCACAAACGUAAAAAAAGAACAAAUCGAACAGGAAUGUGUGUGCUAUGUGGUCAAUGCAGCAACUUCACGGUUGGCAGUUUUAAUGUGUAUGAUUAUGAUGCUUGGGUGGAAUUUUGGUGUGCUGCAUGAAGUGUCAUAGUGCGCUCAACUUUGUAGGCAACACCUGGGUAGAUGCUCAGGAAUAAUGAGAAAAAUCGAUGCAGUUUCGUUGCCUAAGCAAUUUCCUCUUUUGUAUUCGGGCAG
Molecule: messenger RNA, 1592 nt
Organism: Exophiala xenobiotica
Lineage: Eukaryota; Fungi; Ascomycota; Eurotiomycetes; Chaetothyriales; Herpotrichiellaceae
Exons: 3
Coding region: 515-1033 (172 amino acids)
Biological process (GO): eisosome assembly; protein localization to plasma membrane
Cellular component (GO): plasma membrane; eisosome
Source: RefSeq, a predicted model, not a curated record